AGAUUCUGAGGAACUCACAUCAGGGCAAAAUAGGAGAAUCUAAAGACUGAAUUCUGCAGUCCUCCAUUCAACAAUAGAAAGACAACUGGUCCCUUUCCUCAGUCAUCUGGUGAGAAUGAACGCAGCUGAUCACCGCAAUGGAGCCCCUUAUGUUUCAGGUGGAACAGUGGAUCCUGCCACAGAAUGGGACUUCUAUGGAGGGGACGGGGCUCUGUCAGAAAGCACUUCCAACAGCCAGCGGUCCUCCCCAAACUGCUUCAUCACUGCUUCGUUUUCCGGAACAUCCACCUCUGUCAACACUGAGCUCUACAGCGGGCAGUCAUCUGGUGCCUCGCCACCAGAGAGAGGGGAAGUGAGGGAAGGUGACCUGUUGAAGGACAGAGAGGGCUCUGUAGCAGGGGCCAGUGCUGCAUGGCGGGGAAAGCAGAGAGGAACCAGUGAGGGCGCGCCGGCCAGCCUGAAAGCCUCAUCCCCGGGCCCCGUCCGACUGCCAAAUGGGAAGCUCCAAUGUGACGUGUGUGGAAUGCUGUGCCAUGGGCCCAACGUGCUGACGGUCCACAAACGCAGUCACACAGGUGAGCGCCCGUUCCAGUGUGAGGAGUGUGGCGCUGCCUUCACACAAAAGGGGAACCUUCUGCGCCACACCAAGCUGCAUUCAGGAGAGAAGCCUUUCAAAUGCCCCCACUGUAACUAUGCCUGCCGUCGGAGAGACGCCCUGGCUGGUCAUCUCCGCACGCACGCCGGGUGCUCAACAACAGGUAAGCAUUUGAAGUGCAGCAACUGUGGUCGCAGCUACACGCAGCAGAGCGCUCUGGAGGAACACCGCGGGCGCUGCCAGCGCGGCCUCCACAGCCUGGAGAACCCUGCUGCUCUCAGCGGCCACACCGCACAGGGAAAACAGUCUAAGAGCCUGGGGUCAAUGACAGAGCCUGAACUUCAGUCGUCCACAGAAAUACUCCCCCUAAUAGACCAUCUGGCCAACAGCAUCACCAAGCGCAAAAGCUCAACUCCUCAGAAGUUCUUAGGGGGAAAGCACUUGUGGCUUGCCAUGCAAGAUUCCCGUUUUGAGUUUCCCCCUGGCACUAAGGAGGGGGACAGGUACAGCCUACACCCAGGGAGGGACCUCGCCAGGUUGGUGGGGAUGGUGAGCAGGCACCCUACAGGGUCCAAGGUUCCAGCAGAGGACCAGAACUCUGCCAAACUGGAAGAACCUCAGCCCUCCUGCCUGCCUGAGCUCGUAUCAGUGAGGCCUGUUUCCAGCUACAAGGCUCCAGACGGACCCCGGGCCUUCAACUGUGGGGGAGGUGGGGCCUCGGCUGGAUGGGAGGCGGAUGAGGGCCUCAGCCAAGGCUGCCACGCUUCCACCAACACAGACAGCACAGCUGAGGAGCAGAAUGCCGUCUCGGCCAGAGUGCAGUCAAACAACCCCCCGACCGCCACGCUCCCCAGCCUGAGGGCCAGCUUCAGGGCCAGCCUCAGCCACGACUUGAAAGGUAAAAGGAGGCCCGGCGUCACCCCUGCGGCCAGGAGGGGCCCUGACUUGGCCCUCUCCUCCAGGGAGGAGGUCCAGGUGGUGGACGGAAAGGGGGGAAUCCUGUGUACUUUCCGCUGUGAGCACUGUCACAUCCUCUUCCUGGAUCACGUCAUGUUCACCCUCCACAUGGGUUGCCAUGGUUUCCGCCAACCCUUCGAGUGCAACGUCUGUGGUCACCGCAGCAGAGACCGCUACGAGUUUACCUCCCACAUUGUCCGUGGAGAACACGUCCUCAGGAGAGGAACGCACCCCAAAACAGGUUCUCCCUGAAACCAUGAAGAGUUCUGCUGCUAUUUUAGCAGAACCCUCUAGUCUAAACCCUGUUCAGGACCCUAUUUCAGUUUGUUUAAACACGUUUAACAAAGUCGGGGUAACAUUUCCAAAUAAAAGUUCUACUAGGAAUCAUAGUAACUUCAGAAUUGUUUGGGAUGUUGGCUCAGGGGUAUAUAGGUACCCAGGGGUCAUUAUUAUUGAGGAUUGUCAUAUAUAUAUA
Molecule: messenger RNA, 2027 nt
Organism: Hypomesus transpacificus
Lineage: Eukaryota; Metazoa; Chordata; Actinopteri; Osmeriformes; Osmeridae
Gene: ikzf4
Product: IKAROS family zinc finger 4
Exons: 8
Coding region: 116-1804 (562 amino acids)
Biological process (GO): regulation of transcription by RNA polymerase II
Molecular function (GO): DNA-binding transcription factor activity; RNA polymerase II cis-regulatory region sequence-specific DNA binding
Source: RefSeq, a predicted model, not a curated record